This is a messenger RNA of Porites evermanni, 2584 nucleotides long. The record is from the annotation of a GenBank genome assembly. NCBI's taxonomy places the organism in Eukaryota, Metazoa, Cnidaria, Anthozoa, Scleractinia, Poritidae.
AUGGCGACGGUCGCGGCAAGAGGGGCCAUAAACUGUUGUAGAUCAUUAUUCUUUUCUGCCUCAAGACAGAUAGGAAAAUCCUCUACUUUUGGUUGGUGGAAAACUUUAAAUCCUAAUUAAGUGAUUUCUCUUGUUCUUCUCUGUUCUUAUUUGUAUUUUCACGUCAUUUUUUAGUUUAUUCGCCAUGUGUUGGAGUGAGAUGUUGGCCGACCAUCGUGUCAUGCCAAACUUGUCGAAGAUGGCAGACAACCGCAUCUGGAGCAGGGGAGACAACCUAUGGGGAAAUAGAGGAAGAAAAAGAAGAAAGCUGGUUGGAAAAGGCCAAGAAACGUAGCUGGUUGUGGAGGUGGCUAAACGACAUACAUGAAAUUGAAGCUCGUGUAAGUAUUCGGUUUUUACGUGAGCUUGUUCACACAUCUUACAUAAUGUGAUGACCUUCUGAUGAGGUUGUAUCACUAGCGUGAACCAGGCAUUCAGACUGCUCAUAAACGUUAUUCUUAUGUUACAGUUACCAAAUUCAUCUGAUCUCAACGUCUCGGACAACGUACUGAAGUUUGUUCGAUAUCAUUUGGUUAAUUUUAAAGGUUUCAAUUUUAUUUAAAGUGCAACUAACCCCCCAAUUUUUUUCCCUGAACGAAAUCCUCUUAUCAUCCUGAUUACUUGUGUGGAAAAAUGUUUGUCAUAGCGUUUUUCCUUAUUUUUUGUAAUAGACACUGCAUUUAGGAGAAUUCUUGACCACAUGUACUAUAGCAGUGUAGAAACAGAUCAACAGCUUUUAUUAAAAAUAAAUUUUCUGUCCAUCUUGCCAACAUGAGUGCUCAACCACGAACUAUUUGGCCUUUCUAAAACUUGAACUUGAAAAAACAGGGUCACAAUAGGUGGAAGUAGUCAUCUAACUAUUAUUGCUGAAGCAAAGAAGAACCAUUCCAUGACACACUGUAAGCAUCAAUAAUGGAAUGUUUGGUAAACAUUGGUUUCUUUUAGAUGAUGACAGAAGAAGAGUACAAUGAGCGAGAGAGAAUGGUGGAAAAGGUAAAGUCUUUUUUUUUUACAGAAAAUGAGGUGGUAUCAUUUCUUGCGUGUUUCAUGAACUCAGGCAGCAAGAAAAACAUGUCCUUAAAUGAUAGCUUGGCAACCAGCAGGUUUUACCAUAAGGUCCUGGUGUAAGGUACAGGAAAACGAACAACAAAAACCAGGAAUUUUCUAAUAUUGCUGCAAAAUGAGUUGAGCAGUGAUGUUAGGUAUUAUACCAGCCCAAGGCAAACUUGUCUUGCAACUAGUGACAUAACUCUCGUGCAGGGCAUGACUCCUGCUUAGUUUUAUCCAAUCAGAAGUCGGUAUUCACACAACUUGUAACAACCUGAUUUGUUGCAAGAUGGGUGUGAUUCGUGGGUGGUAAAACUCGGAAUAUUCCUUUCAACUCAUUUUGCAGCAAUGUUUCAAAACAAAAUAUCAAUUGCAUGUUUUCAUUGCCCAUUUAAUGUUCAAAAUGUAGCUUUGCUUGUAAAGUGCUUUUAUCUUACCCAUUACCAUACCCAUCUAACCAAAAAUUAAUAAUGUUUGUGUGAUAAUGAAAUUACAUUUUUUGUCUUGUUGCAGCUAAUGGACCGGUACUUUGACACUCCAGAUGCCAAGUUUGAUCUGGAUAUAUUCGGGGAGAUUUUUGAUCUGCUUAUCAAGUAUAAUGACAGAGAAGCUGUAAAAAUGUUUUGGAGUUUGAUGGAGGAGAUGCAGGUCGAACCUGAUCCAGAGAUGAGAGAAAAGGUUUGUUUCUAUAUAACAGUACUAUAAUGGCAGAACAGUUAACUCUAUCUGAGAAGGACACCUUUAGGACUGACACAUCUAAGUCUCCGUUUUAUUGAGAGUCAACUAAAAGGAGUAAAGAAAUGCAGGGACCAACUCUAGGUUCUCCUUUUAGAGAGGUACCGGUCUUACAUAGAUGGAGGUGUCCAUAUAGAGAGAGUUGACUUUACAUUCAGCCCCCAGUACUCCAUUCAGUAUUGUCAGCAACCUUUCCUCACCCAGACCACAAAAGGGAACUAGGGGAGCUACAUGUAGGGUACAUGUAUUUUCUAUGUAUCCCUUCUUUAAAGGAAUAAGAAGAGAAGGCAAACAACGAUCUCCACCCUAUGAUGCAAUCAUAUGGACGGUAGAAAAAAGUUCUUAAAAUCACAACCUGUGCAAACUUGACGCACCCAAGUGAUUUUUAACCCCUUGCUUUGCACUUGUCACCCACCCUCCAAACCUUGGAAAAAAAUUUUUUCUGUCAUGCACUUUUUGUUCCAAGGCUUGAACAUUUACCUUUGUUCUUUCUCUUAUUCAGACAAAUAAAUAUUGUUGAGGGAGAAAGUCUUCCUCCAAACAGGUUAUGUUUAUGUUAGCAAACAGGCUGACCAAAACGUUUCUAUAAUGCUUUUUUCACUCUUUAUUUCUACUAUGGUUUGAUUUCAUGUUUACUUAGUGGUUUUUGCAGCUAUGGAUAGUUUUCCAAAAAAAAUUGUAAUCAUGAUUGCCAUGUAUCCUUGUUUCACAGGUGGAGAAAUACUUAGUAAAGGCAAAAGAAGAAUCUUGGGCUUGGUGGUAG